Molecule: messenger RNA, 924 nt
Organism: Eimeria mitis
Lineage: Eukaryota; Apicomplexa; Conoidasida; Eucoccidiorida; Eimeriidae
Exons: 5
Coding region: 1-924 (307 amino acids)
Source: RefSeq, a predicted model, not a curated record
AUGUUUGUGUUAGCGCCCGCGUUUUGUUUGGGUGGCCUCAUCUAUCUAAUAUGUUGCUGGAGCAGGGUGCAUACAGCUGGCUAUGCGAAGACACAGCAGCAGCAGCAGCAGCAGCAGCAGGAGGAGAAACUACAGCAGCAGCAGCAGCAGCAGCAGGAGGAGAAACAACACCAGCAGCAGCAGCAGCAGAAGCAGCAGCAGCAGCAGCAGCAGCAGCAGCAGCAGGGGGAGAAGAUAAACGUUAUAUGUAAGAAAUACAAGCCAUACAACAACAAAAAACAACAACAGCCUUAUAAAACACCAGAAGAAAUACAAGCCAUACAACAACAAAAAACAACAACAGCAGCAGCAGCAGCUGCUGCUGCUGCUGCUGCUGCUGAUACAGAAACUGCUGCAGCAGCAGCAGCAGAAACUACACCAGCAGCAACAACAGCAGCAGCAGCAACAGCAGCAGAAGAAAUCGAAUUAGGAGCUGCAAGUAACACAAUACAACCCCACCAACCCCACCAACCCCACCAACACCAGCAGCAGCAGCAGCAGCAACUGCAGCAGCAGCAGCAGCAGCAGCAGCAGCAGCAGCAGGAGCAGCAGCAGGAGGAGAAACAGCAGCAGCAGCAGCAGCAGCAGAAGCAGCAGCAGCAGCAGCAGCAGCAGCAGCAGAAGCAGCGACAGGAGCAGCAGCAGCAGCAGCAGAAGCAGCAGCAGCAAAAGCAGCAGCAAAUGAAAAGGGAAAAUAAGUGCAGCAGCAAAUAUCAGGGGGAUCCAAAAAGAGGUAAACACAUAAGGCUCCUUCGAUCGCUGCAGCAGCAGCAGCAACAGCAGCAGCAGCAGCAGCAGCAGCAGCAGCAGCAGCAGCAGAAGCAGCAGCAGCAGCAGAAGCAGCAGCAGCAGCAGAAGCAGCAAAGUGCGGGUGAGGUAAUAUAG